CAUUCGGCCCGAUCGAUCCCAGCCUAGAUUCCCUAGCCUGGCCGGUGGGGAGCGAAUCCGGCAAAGCGACGGCGAGGGGAACAGGGGUGGGGGGCCAUGAAGCGCUGCUGCCUGCGGCUACAUAAGCCGCGCGCCUCCGUUUCGUUCUGUCGGGGACGAGGAGGAGGUGGAGGAGGAUGGCGCGGCAGCGGGGCCGCGUGGUGCUGCGGCGGAUCGAGGAUCGGAGGCGGCGGGGGAUCUGCUUCAGGAAGCGGCGGGCGGGGCUGGUUAAGAAGGCGGAGGAGCUCGCCGUGCUCUGCGACGCCGACGUCGGCCUCCUCGUCAUCAACCCCUUCGAUGGCACCUUCCAACGCUUCGCCGCACCUGCGACUGUAUGUGUAGCAGCAGCAGAACAGCAGAUGAAAUGAGCAUACCAACCUCGCUCCUGUAUGCUGGAGGGGAGUAUUUAUAGGAGCGGGCAGCAGCGGAGGCGUCUCACGCCCGUGCCCACGUCCUGGGAUCGUGUAUGAGAUCGUGGGACGUGGGGAGCGGCUGGCUCCUUUCCUUAGUAUAAUUUAUUCCUUAAUUGCUAGUUGACCAAUGCUUUGAACCGGCAAGCUUGUAAUUAGCUGAUGGGCUUUGAAUAUUUUAAUGUACGGUGGGCCUUGGUGCUACUAUUUCACAUGUAUGCACUAACAGGCUUGUGAGAACUACAUGCACGUAUAUGCGGCCAUAUUUUUUAAUGGGCUAAACUUGAUUAGCUACUAAUGA
Messenger RNA from Aegilops tauschii subsp. strangulata, 750 nucleotides. The record is from RefSeq and is a predicted model, not a curated record. NCBI's taxonomy places the organism in Eukaryota, Viridiplantae, Streptophyta, Magnoliopsida, Poales, Poaceae.